Molecule: messenger RNA, 2158 nt
Organism: Osmia bicornis bicornis
Lineage: Eukaryota; Metazoa; Arthropoda; Insecta; Hymenoptera; Megachilidae
Gene: nesd
Product: protein nessun dorma
Exons: 5
Coding region: 412-2052 (546 amino acids)
Biological process (GO): male meiosis cytokinesis; spermatogenesis
Source: RefSeq, a predicted model, not a curated record
UUGACAGUGUGUUUCGAAUUUCUUUUGGCAGUUUUACCUGACAUACCGUAUAAAAUUAAUUAAAACUGUAUUUGUGAUUAUUCAAAUUAAUAUUGGCUUGUAAUAUUGUUUUACUUUACAUAUUAAACGUAUUUGAACUUAUAGUGCUAGUAUCGAUUAAUACUCAUAUCGGAUUCGACAAAAAGGCGGGUAAUUGUCUUCUGUUGUUUUGUUCCAUUGCUCUGUGUAGCUGCCAGUUUUUAGUAUUAAAUCGUUAAACUUAAAAUAUUGCUCAUUUACAAAUUUGUUAAAAGUUUUCAUUCAAAAUUUCUGUGUAUAUAAGUUAUUCUGUGAGCCAGUUUUUGCUAUAAAUUUGUAAAAGAGAUUUGCUAUUGAUAGAGAGCUUAUUUACUUUCCAGGUUAUCCACACCAAUGGAGGUAUACACUUUUGACAAGAGUCUCCAAGAAAGGCUGGUUGAAUUAACUGAAAUCUUGUCUAGUAGAGGUAAAAUAGUACCUGCGUCACAAAUUCAGGCAGAAUGGUCCUAUCACAUAGAACUUGUAAUAGAACCAGUUGGUUGGCAAGCAUUGUGGAAGAUACCACGCUUAGUCUGUGAAGAUUUUCAAAUUCAUUACCCUACCAUAGUAGUUGUAGUAGUUGAGCAAGUCGAUUUCAAUGCUCUAAAUGCACUGGUGAAAAUCACUGCUGUUCAGGAUGAGAUUCAUUUACCUGAAAAAUAUGAUGUACCACUUGUAGAACUUUAUCCAACUCAUAAUCAAGAAAAUACUGCUCUAGAUAUGGUGGGCACUGCAAGUUGUAUUGAUCAAUUAAGAUUUUUUUAUAAUUAUUUGUGGAUGCCAUGGGACAUAGAUGACGAUGAUAACACUGAUUGGGUAUCUGUACAUUUGGAAACAAGGAUCAGAUUAUUUUUUGACAUGAAGAGAGGGGUUGUUAGUAAGGAAACCAGUGAUGUUAUCAGAAGUUUGGUGAGAGAAGGACGAGAGAUUCAACAGAGAAUAUCAAGAUUAGAGGAUACUAUUUCUGAAGAAGAGGAAGGAUCUCAUAUAGACAUAGUAGAUGGAGGAACAGCAUGUCAACUCAUGAAACUUCAUUUUCGGUUACAACAAAUUAAAAGAGAAAUGGAAGUUCUUGAAAAUCCUGCUAUGAGGGAAAUCCUUGUAAAAAAUCGAGUUUCGUCAUUAACUGCUGAUAAAAUAGAAAAGCAGGAGAGUAAAGAAAAGUGUAUGGAAGGACAUUUUGUAUGGCUUGGAGGUACUCUGGAAGAAAUGAAGGAAGCUAUAGAUAAGGUUCAAGCUUCUUUAUCUUCAAAACUGUUUUUCAAAAUCUCUGGGUCAUUGCAAGAGACUUUACAUACAUGUGAAGCAGGAGAUAUCAUUGUACUUGGAGAUGGAAGUCAUCAAAUAAAAGGUGCUGGUAAUUUAGAGGAAGGUGGUACCAUUAAAGGAAUUCAUAACUUAGAACAGACUAUUCUUUCUGUGAAAGAUACUGAAAUUGUACCAUCAGUACUUGAUUUUUCUGGAAGUGAAGUUUUGUUAGAAAAUAUUACAGUAGAUGUAGAUGACCUUAGAGCAGCUGUGAUAGUUAGAGCUGGAACUACAAAGAUUGUUAAUUGUAAAAUAUGUGCUUUAAAUCAGAGUGUGGUGAAGUUAGGAGUUGUGGUUUUACCUAAUGCUAAACUGAUAAUAGAAAACUCGUUAUUUGAUGGUCUUGGGACAGGUUUAGUUAUUUAUAGCAAUGGGGAAGUGCUUAUGAGUAACUGCAAUUUUAAAAAUUGCGCAGAGGGUAUACAGCUUUAUGACAAUGCAAAAUUAGUAGCAACGAAGUGUUUAUUGGGAUAUUUUAAAGAGUAUGCUAUUCGUUUUGAAACCCGAAAAUAUUUAAGUAACUUGGAAAGCAAAUGUGGCAGCUUGGAAUUGCUGGAUAAUAUAUCCGAAGUUGCCUUACACGACUGUAAAUUCGAAGGAAAUGGCAAAGGAGACGUCACGCUAAAACCUGGCAAAGUAUUUGCUUUGACAACAAAACAAGACGAACCUGAGAAAAUGGAGUCUUAAAGUAAUUAAUUUAAAUUGCAGAUGUUAUGAAUCUUUUACUUUUGUUAUAAAAGUGCAUGUAAUUUAUGGUGCUUCCAUAGAAAUAUAAGAAUUUUGUAUUUUUUUA